CACACACAGUGAAAACCACCACUUUCACGCAGUAGUAGUAAUAAAAUCCAGAUAAUCCACGCCUAACCGUUUAAAGAUCGCUUUUUUCCCUUUUUCAUUUUCGAGAUUUCGACCUUUGUCCGUUGCCAAGAUUGAAUCUUUAUGGCUUUCCUGAGGCAACGGCUAACCCCUUUUCUUGAAUAGAAGCAAAUCCCUUUUGUGGUAAUUCCCAUUUGCCGUUAAAAUGGCUAGCGCAACUGGGAAGCAGAAAGAGCCGUCCGAGUUGGCGAGUGAUGACUCAGUGAGUGGCCCGACUGGGAGCAGCAGCUCUGAGAGUAGAUCGAGUUCUGACAAUUCUUGCUCAGCUCAAUUGGGUUGGCCGAUCAAGAAAGCCCCUAAUCAGUCAAUCAAAAACCCCCAAUUGAAUGCUGAGUGUUGUGACAGUGAGAAUGUGCUGACGAAGGAGACCUCAAGUCUUUCAGAAAUGGAGAUGAUGAAAGAGCGGUUUGGGAAGUUAUUGCUGGGUGAGGACAUGUCAGGAGGUGGAAAGGGAGUGUGCCCAGCGUUGGCGAUUUCGAAUGCAAUUACAAAUUUGUGUGCUACUGUGUUUGGGCAGCUGUGGAGAUUGGAGCCAUUGCAGUUGGAGAAGAAAACAAUGUGGAGGAGAGAAAUGGAAUGGCUUCUCUGUGUUAGUGAUUACAUUGUGGAGUUGAAACCUUCUUGGCAAACUUUUCCUGAUGGAACCAGGCUUGAGGUUAUGUCGUCUCGGCCAAGAUUGGAUCUUGUUAUCAAUCUCCCGGCUCUUCAGAAACUCGACAACAUGUUGCUGGAGAUACUAGAAGGGUUCACGGAGACUGAGUUCUGGUACGUUGAUCAAGGCGUGGUAGCUCCGGAGAGUGAUGAUGGAUCAGCCUCCUUCCGGGAAGCUACUCAACGACAAGAGGGCAAAUGGUGGCUGCCUGUGCCCCGUGUCCCUCCUGGCGGUCUACCUGAGGCCUCGAAGAAGCAGCUGAUCAAUAAACGCGAUUUUGCAAGCCAGAUACUCAAGGCUGCUAUGGCAAUCAACAGCAUUGCUUUGGCUGAGAUGGAUGUUCCUGAGUCAUACUUGGAAACACUCCCAAAGAACGGGAGAGCAUGCCUUGGGGAUGUCAUCUACCGCUACAUAACAUCAUGUCACUUCUCCUCCGAGUGCUUGCUUGAUUGCCUUGACUUGUCAACGGAGCUUGUUGCUCUGGAGAUAGCAAACCGGGUGGAGGCAGCAAUCUACGUGUGGCGGAGAAGGCAGCAUCCAAGGCCACAAACUCAUCCAAACCGUUCGACCAACAAGUCAUCUUGGGAGAUCGUUAAGGAUCUCAUGAUGGAUGGGGACAAGAGGGAGCAGCUCCUCGCUGAACGAGCUGAAACCCUCUUGCAAUGCUUGAAGCAGCGAUUCCCGGGUUUAACACAAACCACACUGGAUAGCACCAAGAUACAAUGCAACAAGGAUGUCGGGAAGGCCAUCUUGGAGAGCUACUCGCGCGUGUUGGAGAGCCUCGCAUUCAACAUUGUAGCGCGGAUAGAGGAUCUACUCUACGUUGACAACAUAAACAAGCAGUCUGAGAAACUUUCAACAAUGAGUGUGGUUUCUCAGAAGAAGCUGUCGAUGCCAUUCAGUGUGCCCGUCUCAGGCACUCCCUACCGGUCAGCAUAUAGCACGCCUAGCUUCUCCCCAGCUCCGCUGAUCAGCCCUGCAAGAGGGGAGAGGACACCGUUCAUCGGGGUCAACUGCAACAAGCCUCCACGACGUGGCUUAGGUGUUAGACGAGUCCUAACAAACUAUCUUGGGGGAGAGUCUAAAGUGAAGAACUGCAGCAAUGUACGACAAGGCCUUGGUUCUGUAUCCAACAGAAUCGCUGAAGGCACAACUUCAUCGGUGUCCCGUCUGAGCAUUGAAGGGAAGGAAACCGAGUCUUCGAUGGAUCGGUGAAAUGUUUGGCUUAGACAGGAAUAGAGAAGAUGUGUGUAGCUUCUUUUAGAGCAAGCAUAGGAUGUGUAUCCACUCUCUAAUAUUUGUUCAUUGAUUUAUUUGUCAAUCCAUGGUUGUGUUAUAUAACUCUUGAUUGUUUUGUA
Molecule: messenger RNA, 2088 nt
Organism: Salvia hispanica
Lineage: Eukaryota; Viridiplantae; Streptophyta; Magnoliopsida; Lamiales; Lamiaceae
Product: rop guanine nucleotide exchange factor 5-like
Molecular function (GO): guanyl-nucleotide exchange factor activity
Source: RefSeq, a predicted model, not a curated record